This is a messenger RNA of Melampsora larici-populina 98AG31, 1164 nucleotides long. RefSeq lists its product as uncharacterized. The coding region runs from base 1 to 1164 and encodes 387 amino acids. The transcript has 3 exons. The record is from RefSeq and is a predicted model, not a curated record. NCBI's taxonomy places the organism in Eukaryota, Fungi, Basidiomycota, Pucciniomycetes, Pucciniales, Melampsoraceae.
AUGGCCGGAAAACGAAAAGCCCCCUCUUUCAAGGGUGUUGGCAAACUUCCUAAAAACGCAACUGACCUUCAAAAGCUUGUACACGACCGCAGAAAGACAGAACUAAAGGAAACUAAGCGUCGACUCCAAAGCUUGCUUGGACAAUCAUCUUUGUCCGACGGAACUUUUGCUCCUCGCAACAAAAAUACCGGAGACAAUGACUUAACACUGGAUGAUACUCACGAUGAUAACUUCGGCCCACCGACGCAAGAGGACUCAGGCGGCUGGAUGGACAUAGACGAGCCGAUCCAUGGCGACGACAUGGUAGUCAAAGAGGAAGAUCCCCUAGUCACGUUGCUCAACAGUUCGUAUGCUCAGGCUCGAAGGCUGGAACAAGAAAAACGCUGGAUACGACAGUACCAGCUGAACCUCCCAAUAUUUUUGGCCUGCCGAGAUCGUACCGCGAACUGGUGCAAUCCAAGUGAAGCUCUGCGUGAUGCUAAGCCUCCAUGUGAAUGCCGAGGGAAGGACCGUAGUAUACGAUUAGUGGACUUGCUUGAUGUUUCAUCCCGAACCCAGCGAGCCAUCAAUUUUUGUGCCUGUCAAAGUGACCAAGGUAGAUUAAUCCAAAUGGGUUAUAUGGGAGCUUCGCCUGUACACCCUAGGACAGCAUUCAGUUUGGGUUUGCUUCGCAUACAUCAUAUCCUCUGGAAGUACUGCUGUGUCCGGACUGAGCCGUUUGCCCUGGCUCUAGAUGAGUGGCUAGACGGGUUUUGCCCAGUGAUUACCUCCAAAAGAACCAAUCAGGCUCGGGAGUGGAGAAAACCCCUGAGUGCAGCAGCAGAUGCAUAUCGAAGGCUGAUAACGGCUGUUCGAAAACGGGAGCUUAUUCUACUGAAACUCAAUGAGUUAGACAAACUCGCGGCCAACUGUCCACGGUGCUUUGGACCACCUGCUCCUGAUGCCAAAACAGAAGCAUUCGAGCCCGACUUCAUAUGCUGCUGCGAUGGCAAUUUUCAGCAUAGAAGGCAUCUUGCUGCGAGUGUACCUAUCCCUGGACUCAAUCCCGAAACGCCGGAACUCUUCAUCAAACCAGAAAAGGUCGAAUCGAUGGCUGAACUCAUACAGAAGACUGGUCCUAAAUCAAAAAAAGACCAUGAAUAUGUGGUACAUCCCCAGGCCUGA